AUGACGAGCAGUGGACUGUGGUCUGCAGAAAGACACAGAGCUGCAGAUGUUGGUCUGCAGGAGAUUUUUGGAGAACAUCAGAUCAGUCUGAGGAGCAGAAGUGAACAUGUGUCUGAAGGAACUGAAGAAGCAGGAAGAGAAACGCUCCUCAACGAGGUCUACACUGAGCUCUACAUCACAGAGGAACUGAGACAAGAGGUUAACACCCAACAUGAGGUGAUGCAGCUGGAGACAACCACCAGAAUCAACAAGCUCCAUCACACUGCAAUCAAGAACCCAGACAUCUUCAAAGUCUUCCCUGACCAACACAGAUCCAUCAGAGUGGUUCUGACCAGCGGAGUUGCUGGAGCUGGAAAAAGCUUCUCAGUGCAGAAGUUCACUCUGGACUGGGCCGAGGGCUUGGAGAACCAAGACAUCAGUGCUGUGGUUCCUCUUUCCUUCAGGGAGAUGAACUUGAUCAGAGAUGAGCAGCACAGUCUUCUCACUCUGAUCCAGCUUUUCCAUCCAACACUCCAGAAGAUCCCAGCAGAACAGCUGUCUGUCUGCAAACUUCUGUUCAUCUUUGAUGGUCUGGAUGAAAGCAGACUUUCUAUGGACUUCAACAACAGUCAGGUGGUGUCUGAUGUCACCCAGAAGUCCUCAGUCAACGUGCUGCUCACUAAUCUCAUCCAGGGACGUCUGCUUCCCUCAGCUCUGGUCUGGAUCACUUCCAGACCUGCAGCAGCCAAUCAGAUCCCUCCUUCAUAUGUGGACAGACUGACAGAAGUACGAGGCUUCAAUGAUGCUCAGAAGGAGGAAUACUUCAGGAGGAGAUUCCCAGAAGAAGAGCUGUCCAGCAGAAUCAUCUCCCACAUCAAGGGCUCCAUGUCCCUCUACAUCAUGUGUGAAGUUCCAGUCUUCUGCUGGAUCACUGCUGUGGUUCUGGAGAACAUGCUGACCACGGAGCAGAGAGGAGAGCUGCCCACCACCCUGACUGACAUGUACUCACACUUCCUGAUGGUCCAGACAAAGAGGAAGAAGAACAAGUACCAGCAGGAACAUCAGACAAGUCCACAAGAGCUGACAGAGACUGACAGGGAAGUUCUUCUGAAGCUGGGGAGGCUGGCAUUUGAACAUCUGGAGAAAGAAAACAUCAUGUUCUACCAAGAAGACCUGCAGCAAUGUGGUCUGGAUGUCACAGAGGCCUCAGUGUACUCUGGAGUUUGUACUGAGAUCUUCAGAAGAGAGUGUGAGAUCUUCCAGAAACCGGUCUACAGCUUUGUUCAUUUGAGCGUUCAGGAGUUUCUGGCUGCAGUCUACAUGUUCCACUGUUACUCCAACAGGAAAGUAAAUGUCAUUGAGGAUUUCCUGAAGAACGGCAUGGAGAGCCCAUCUCUGGAUGAGGUUCUGAAUGGAGUCAUGGAGAAAUCCCUGCAGAGUCAAACUGGACAACUGGACCUGCUUGUUCGCUUCCUUCAUGGUCUCUCUGUGGAGUCCAACCAGAGACUCUUAGGAGAUCUGCUGGGUCAGACAGAGAAGAAUCCAGAAACCAUCCAGAGAGCCAUCAACAACUUGAAGAAGGUCAACAGUAAAAAAGUCUCUGCUGACAGAAGUAUCAACUUUUAUCACUGUCUGAUGGAGAUGAAGGACAUCUCAGUUUAUCAGGAGAUCCAAGAGUUCCUGAACUCAGAGAACAAAUCAGAGAAGAAACUUUCAGAGAUCCACUGCUCAGCUCUGGCCUACACUCUGCAGAUGUCAGAGGAGGUUCUGGAUCAGCUGGACCUGGACCAAUACAACACAUUAUCAGCUGCAGGCAAACGUAGAAUGAUCCCGGCUGUGAGGAACUGCAGAAAGUUCAGGUGA
Molecule: messenger RNA, 1842 nt
Organism: Oryzias melastigma (Indian medaka)
Lineage: Eukaryota; Metazoa; Chordata; Actinopteri; Beloniformes; Adrianichthyidae
Product: NLR family CARD domain-containing protein 3-like
Exons: 2
Coding region: 1-1842 (613 amino acids)
Source: RefSeq, a predicted model, not a curated record